Drosophila obscura is the source of this 3119-nucleotide messenger RNA. RefSeq names its product zwei Ig domain protein zig-8 (gene dpr1). Gene Ontology annotation, biological process: synapse organization. Gene Ontology annotation, cellular component: neuron projection membrane. NCBI's taxonomy places the organism in Eukaryota, Metazoa, Arthropoda, Insecta, Diptera, Drosophilidae. The record is from RefSeq and is a predicted model, not a curated record. The transcript has 8 exons. The coding region runs from base 594 to 1736 and encodes 380 amino acids.
CUUUCAGUUCCAUCCUGCGACUCGGAAGCGAAGCACGCGUCUCUUGAUUUAUGGUGCGCGGUCAGUUCUGGCUAGAUUCAGAUUCAGUACUACCGAGUGCCAAGUGUUCCGUAGGCCUAAUGAGCCCCUUUGCGUGUUAAUGGCGAAUUAAUGACCGGCGAUUAAAAUGCAAUAAUCGCCUGCAUAGUACCCUAUGAAUGAGCCUCUGUGGUUCGCUUACUUUCCAGUGAAACAGUGCUGUCUAUAGUAUAUAGUUCUGAGAUCUACAGAGUUCCCUUCGUAAUAACAUAGACAUUGUGCCCCGAAAAUGUUGUGCAAAACUUCAACCGCAGAAGAUUAAAAAGAAACAGUGCGACAAAACGGAAAAAGGGAAACCUUCAACGAAUCAAAAAAAAAAAAAAACACUUUCAUUGCUCCCCAGGCAGAGCUUAGUAGAGAGUGCUUCCCGGGUCUAAUUUGACGGAAUCGUUAGUUGACCAGACACCCCGACAUCUCCUGUCCACCGCACCGCGUUUUGCAGGGGGAUCGCGUGACGAGAGUACAACGAUAAUAACAAUAAACUUGCGGAUAACAACUACAGAAACAGCAGUAUAAUGUCCGCCCGCCCGACAUCGUUGUCCCCCCCGUUGGCUACGGCAUUGGCAUCAUCCUUGCUCCCGGCCAGAGCCAAUUUCGGAUUACUCAACUGGCUCAUCAGUUGGCUGCUGCUGUCGAUGGUGCUGCUUAGAGGCUACAGUGCUGCGAUUGCCCCCACGCCGCCCACGACCACGACCACUACCAUCUCGCCCUCGAAUCUGCUGCCCUACUUCGACUUUGACGUGCCGCGCAACUUGACCGUAACCGUCGGCCAGACCGGCUUCCUCCACUGCCGCGUGGAGCGGCUGGGCGAUAAGGACGUCUCCUGGAUACGAAAACGUGAUCUGCAUAUACUCACCGCCGGCGGCGCCACCUACACAUCCGAUCAGCGUUUCCAGGUGCUGCGACCCGAUGGCUCGGCCAAUUGGACACUGCAAAUAAAGUAUCCCCAGCCGCGUGAUUCGGGGGUGUACGAGUGCCAAAUCAACACAGAGCCCAAGAUGUCCUUGUCGUACACCUUCAAUGUUGUGGAACUCAAGGCGGAAAUCUUCGGGCCCAGCGAUCUGAUGGUGAAGACAGGCAGCGACAUUAACCUAACCUGUAAAAUUAUGCAGGGACCCCAUGAGCUGGGCAACAUAUUCUGGUACAAAGGCACCGAAAUGCUCGAUGGCAAGGGCGAAAAUGAAAUCGACAGCUCCAUGGCCCGCAUCCGCGUCGAGGAUGAUUGGUCGGACGGCCUGACUUCGAGAUUAAAAAUCAAGCACGCCAUGCUCGGCGAUACUGGCAACUACACCUGUGUGCCCACGGUGGCGAAAACCUCGAGCGUCUAUGUGCACGUAAUUAUUGGCGAACACCCGGCGGCUAUGCAACACAACUCGAGCAGCAACAGCAACAGCUUCUACUGCGGCAUCUGCUGCAUGCUGCUUAGCAUUGUCUCCUGCUGCCUGCAGCAGUGGUAUGAGUCCGGGAGUGGAUGCGUCUCUACAACGGCAAACACAGGUACGGUUAUGGCGCUCAAGUUCCCCCGGCGUACAGCGCUGAAAACAAGAGGAGCACUAGGAGUCACGGCGCAAACUGAAACAGGAGCAGCGGUAGCUGCAGCUGCAGCAACGGGAAAUAUGUUGCGCGUACGCCCCGCGGCUGAUCAGUGCAUGAGAUGAAGGAAUAAUCAACACGCCGAUGAGGCAAAACAGGAAUCAGCAGAACACUAUUAAGGCAAACACACAUACCUACACCAGGCCCACAUUCAAGGUGAUUUAAGUUUGGUUUGGGGGCGAGGUCAGGUCUGUGUUGGCUCACGAAAAAGUAUUUAUUAAUGUCUAAGAUGAUGAGUGCACGUAGUGGAAAAGAAAACAUAUUAUCCGAUAACAUACAAAGGGAAAGGAAAAGCGAAGGGUAGGGCAAAGAAGCCAAAGGCUGAGGAAACCUGAGCCUGAGCCUGACCCUGAGCCCAGCGUCUGGCACGAGGAAAACCUAUGCAUUUUCCGUGGAUUAUCAUAAUCUAGUUUAAUGUUUACAGAGAAUAAACAAGAGUCGAUGUAAUACUUAUUAAUCUUUGUGUGAUUUGUGAUGAUUUUGUUGGCAAGUGAUCGAUAUCCGCAACGGUAUCGAUAAUUCAUAUUCGACUAAGGCAUCGAUACCGAUAGACAGUAAUAAAUACCAAUAUAAAAUGUCACAUAAUAAAUUAGAGAAAAAUCCAUUUAAAAUUUCUGAAAAUUUGUUUUUGUUGUCCCUUUUCGAUUACCGUUAAUCAGCUACCGAUAAGCUGAUCGAUGAAUGUUAGUAUUUGCCGAGUAUCUAAAUGUGAUUUGUUCUUACAUUGAUUGAAGCGAAUUAAUAACCGACGAACCUAAUCGUUAGCGUAUAAUUAUAAUCAGCACUGGAUAAAAGAUCAACAAUUACUGAUUACAGACCAUCGAUAGCUGUUCCGAUUGCGAUCACUGCUAACAGAUCAUCGAUGGCACACCCAUAGCUAAGCUUUCCUACACACACUCUCAUUACGAAAUAAGACUUACUAGCUAUUAAUAUGCUUCGAACCCGAACCCGAACCAGAACACAAGCCCUAACCCCUCCGCGUAGAGCUCUUCCGUUGAGCCUCCACCUCCUUCUAUGGAAUCCUUAACUGCCAAUAAACCCACACUGGACGCGUACCGUAUACACACUUCUGUAGACCACGGCACCAAGCUAACCGAUUGAAAUAUGCUGUAAAUAAUUGCCAUUCCAGAGAGUUACUCAAGAGUACUUCAAAGCAACACUCAUCCGAUUAUUUCGUUUUCAAAUAUUUCUCUCAGUUGCUUUGCACAUUUAUCAGUUUUAGGUAUUAGCUAUGGAUAAGUACUCGUAAUCGUAUGAGCAUGUAUUGUAUGUGUGUGUGUGUAUAGCCGGUAAGCCGAUAAGCCACGAGUGGGAAAACAUUUAACUCCACUCGUCCAGCAGUCGAACAUUAUGCGUAAACGCCUUGUUGAUGACGGACCCAAUUGGCGUAGAGACUCGUUUAAUUGUAUAUAAUUAGUUUUGGAUGAAAUAGGAAGAGAAUGAAACAA